Molecule: messenger RNA, 270 nt
Organism: Aspergillus melleus
Lineage: Eukaryota; Fungi; Ascomycota; Eurotiomycetes; Eurotiales; Aspergillaceae
Exons: 2
Coding region: 1-270 (89 amino acids)
Source: RefSeq, a predicted model, not a curated record
AUGCCUCGCGGAGCUGAAUACGACAACGGUGUCCCUCAGAGCGACAACGCCAUCGAAAACGGUCCUAACAAGGUCCACGGCGUCGGUAACGACAACGCCGACCUCAACCGCACCCACAAGGUCGCCGACCUCCCCGUCGAAGGCAUCAACGCCAACGGCCUGGCCAGCGGCGGCGGCAGCUCCGGCCCUACUCAGUCUGGUAGCGGCAAGGGCGGGCAUGACCCGAAAACGCUCGGAGAGAACAAGGGUCUCGGUGCGCAGGGCGUUUAA